Messenger RNA from Puccinia graminis f. sp. tritici CRL 75-36-700-3, 834 nucleotides. RefSeq lists its product as uncharacterized. The record is from RefSeq and is a predicted model, not a curated record. NCBI's taxonomy places the organism in Eukaryota, Fungi, Basidiomycota, Pucciniomycetes, Pucciniales, Pucciniaceae. Bases 120 to 446 code for a protein of 108 amino acids. The transcript has 3 exons.
UCACUCCUCAGACAAACAAAUCUGCAGCUAACCAAGUUAUAAUUCUUCAUUAUCGAAGUGUAGAUUUUCUUUUUCUGAAGGCAUCAUCGAGCCAGUCCUCACUCCAUCUUGAAGGUUUUAUGAUGCAAUCCAAUAUUUUUCUGUCAUCAAUUCCUUGUAUGUUGCUUCUCGUAUUGAUUGCGAGUUUAGCUUCGUAUGCUUCAGCGUACCAUUGCGAAGACAUCAAGCCUUUCCCACUGGCUGCAUGUAUGAUGACGAAUUAUACGACAGGCGAGUUGGAAGGAGGGGGAAGUCGUCCGGGGGCCCCAAAUAGGAACGAUAAGUUCGGAUGCGGAGAUGGAUUCAUCAACACACCGUUAUGCUGCAAGAUUCCUUUCGAAAAAGUUGACCAGAAAAACGUUAAAGACAGCUGUAUCUUUGCCCCUGAUGGCCCCGCUCGAAAAUAAUAGAAGUAGAUGACGAACCCAAGGACAUCUUUCAGUUUAGCACUUUCUUCAUCUCAAAAUGCUUCACAGAAGCUGUGUCUUCUGCAAUAAUAACAACCAAGAUUGCAUCAAGCAUUUAUGAUAUAGCUUCAUUUUAUCCUUUACCCAAAGAUACCUAGCUCUAUGGCUUUCCAUUUUGUAGUUAGAGAUCAGUUGAACUACUAGAUAACUCCAACAUGUGCCUGCUCAAAAUAUUUUAAGCAUUUCAUGUUAUCCAUGGACAUCUGUUUUGAUUCUUCUUGAAAUUGUUCACCUAAGACUGUGCUCACAUGUGGCCAAUGCAUUACAAUUUGUGUUUUCUUCCUUCCACAGGUGGAACUGCCAAGUAGCCUAUACUGUGUACAUACCA